AUGGCUGGUGAAGAAAAAGUAAAACGUCGACGAAUAAUGAUAAUUAGUGGAGAUGAAAGUAUUAUCGAUGAAAUAAAGAAUAGUAAAAAUGCUUCAUUAUGUAAAUCACUUAUUCUUGAAACUCAAGAUGAUGAUGAUGACAUAGAACUCACUUAUCCAGAAAUCGAUCGACAAUCAUCUCGUUCGAAAAAAGUCAAAAAAAAUUUAUUAGUUUGUGCUAUAUGUGGAGCACCAGCACUUGGAUAUAAUUUCGAUGCAAUAUCAUGUGAAAGUUGCAAAUCUUUUUUUCGUCGUAAUGCUUUAAAAGAUCCACCGCAGAAAUGUCCUCAACAAGGAUCAUGUGAGAUAACAUUUGAAUCCCGUCGUCAUUGUUCUGCAUGUCGUUUAGUAAAAUGUCUAAAACAUGGAAUGAGACGUGAACGACUUUUAGUGGCUGAACAAAAAGCAGUUAAAAGACAAAAGAAACAAGAUAAUUUCAAUAUGAAUCUAGACACAAAUUUUCUCUAUCCUAAUGAAUUAAUUUCACCAACAAAUUCGGAAAUAUUUUUCUUAUCAAAUUGUCUUCAACAAACAUCACCACAAAUUAAAUCAGGAUUACUUAGUCAAGAAGAUUUACAACGUAUUGAAUAUAUUCAACUUUUAUAUCAAAAACGAAUUGAACUUGCUCGUGAUGGUCUUCCAUGGAAUCCAUCAAUGCAUGCAAUGAGUUUUCUACAAAAAUUAAAUAGUCAUUCCGUUCCACUUAUAAGAUUAUUAACAUUUUUUAAACAAAUACCUGAAUUUAAUCAAUUAAAUGUUGAUGAUAAAGUCACUCUAAUUAAAUAUAAUCUUUUACCACUCUUAUGUAUUAAUUGUACACUUUCAUAUAAAAUUGAAACUGAUCAAAUUAUUGAAACUGAUUCAGAUGUACCAUGGGAUCCCUCUAUCAUACAAGAAGUUUAUGGAUAUGAUGGUUAUUUACAAAUGAGAAAAAUCUUUGAAUCAUUUGUACGUAUUGCACAAUAUGAUCAACGAAUAAUUCAAUUAGCACUGAUAACACUGAUAUUAACUAAAGGUUUUGCACCAGUACACGAAGGUGAACUCGAACCUAUUCUCAAUGAUGGUAUGGCUGUUUAUCGUGCACAAAAUUACUAUACUGAAUUAUUAUGGAAAUAUAUUGAAACAGUACAUGGACUGGAAAAAGCGACAAGUAUAUGGAUUCAACUUGUAACACAUUUUAUAACGUGGCAAACACUUCAUAAAAAACUUCGAGAUAAUGUACAGCAAAAUUUAUUAACAACUGAUAUGAAUGAAUUAUUACCAUUAAUGAAAACAUUAUUUCAUUUUGCGUAA
Adineta steineri is the source of this 1332-nucleotide messenger RNA. The record is from the annotation of a GenBank genome assembly. NCBI's taxonomy places the organism in Eukaryota, Metazoa, Rotifera, Eurotatoria, Adinetida, Adinetidae.